This is a messenger RNA of Mus musculus (house mouse), 8198 nucleotides long. It is a transcript of the gene Snx24, whose product is annotated as sorting nexing 24. The record is from RefSeq and is a predicted model, not a curated record. NCBI's taxonomy places the organism in Eukaryota, Metazoa, Chordata, Mammalia, Rodentia, Muridae. Gene Ontology annotation, molecular function: phosphatidylinositol binding. The transcript has 3 exons. The coding region runs from base 1755 to 2249 and encodes 164 amino acids. Gene Ontology annotation, cellular component: cytoplasmic vesicle membrane.
UUUGUCUAAGUAUUUAGAUUAUAUAAAGCCUUCUAGAAAAAUGCACCAGACAUAGCACCACAGAGAAGUCUCUUAGUUUGGUUUUUAUCGCUGUUUAAAAAAACAUUAUGAUCAAAAGCAGCUUGGGGAGGAAAGGGUUUAUUUCAAUUUAUAGUUGUAAAGCACUAUGAAGGGAAGUCCCGGCAGGAGCUCCAGGCAGGAACUGAAGCAGAGCCUGAAGACCAGGAAGGUUGCUGUUCUCCCACAGCUUGGUCAGUUUGCUUUCAUAUACCAGCAAUGACCAACUUCUAAGAGCUGCUGGCUUUGUUUAUAUCAAUUAGCAAUCAAGAGAAAUGCGCCCGUGCUCCCCCCCCCCCCCUUCUCUACUGGUAAUCUAAUGGAGGCGUUUUUCUCAACUGAGGUUCCCCUUCCUAUUUGAUUUGAGCUUGGGUCAAGUUGACAAAACAUUAAACUGGGCAGGAAGUACUGUGCGUUUAUUUAUUAUUUGCUCUCUCUGUAUGUGUUGGUCAGAGGACAAUCGGUGCAAUUGGUUCUCUUGCCACCGUGUGGGUUCUAGGUGGGUCAUCACGCUUGCUGCAAGCAUUUUGACCUACUGAGCCAUAUCAUUGGUUCUAAUAGUUUUUUGUUUUUUUUGUUUUUUUUUUUUUCCUUUUGGACGAGGCUCAUUCUGUAGCCCAGGCUGUCCGGGAAUUUACAGAUAAUCUACUCAGCUUCCUUAGCUCUGGAACUAAAGGCUAAGUAAGGCCUUCACACCCCACCCCUAACACAUUUUGUUCUGUUCUGUUUGUUUGUUUAAGGCAAUUGUACUCUUGAUUAGAUUCUCUUGGAGGAAAGGGGCAUUCUCUCUAAAAUGUACCCUAGAGACAGCGAAAUCACACAUUACAAUGUGAUACUUGCCAGGGGCCAAGGAAAUCUACAAAGUAGUCUCUGAAUCAGCAGGGGCCAAGGGAUUGUGGAACUCUAUCUGGAGGAAAAGGUGGCUACAGGUUAAGAGCUCACAUCCCGAGGCUCUAGGUAGCUGAGCCAGGAGGAUGCUUCUUCAGAUGAGGUGAUGGAAAAGGGCCUUUUAUAGUUCACAGCAGGCAAGUUUUAAAGCAAGAAGCUUUAAAGAGAAAGGUCACUUUCUCUAUGAUUUAGGGUUUGCACCGUCCUCUGCCCACAAGGGCAAAGUGAGUUGAGUGCGACUGUUUACUUACUGUGCCCAGAAAGCCUCUGGCUGCUCAGUUUGGUUCUUGACAACCCACCACCACGGCACAUCUUAGUGUCCCACAAGUGACUUCCAAAUUCUGCUCUAAUCUAAGGAAGAAACUCAGUUUCCUUGAGUAACAAUAACCAAGUUUCCUGAACCACUGAGGCUGUUAAACUCCAGCCAGAGAGGCAGGAACUUCUGGUCACCGCCAGGCUUGUCCCAUCACCUCUUCCAUCCUAUCCACUUUCUGUCUCUCAGAGGCAGGCAGUGAAGGUCUUGGAACUAGAACGCGCACCAGCCACAUUGAUGCGGUGCGAUUCUAUUCUCAGGCUGGGAAGGCUUAGCUAGCUGAACGGGGCGCAGCACCAGAACCCCGGUGAAAGUUGGCAGGGCUUGCCCAUCAGAACGAAAGCCGAAGCAAGCUGGGCAGCAUCUCGAAGCGCCGUCUUCUUCCCUCCUCCGCCGCCUCCCAGUCUCCGGUAGCGCCCCACAGAUCCCCCUCGGAGCCCGCAGGCAGGGCUAGGGCGACCCGGGUGGCGCCCCGCGUGGCCGCGCACACCCGCCGAUGCAGACUCCGGCCCGCAAGCCCCGCCUCCCGGGCCCAGCUGAUCCGCGCCGCCCUGCAGGCCCCACACCUCGGCCCCGCCGAGCCCCACGCCGCCCGCGCCCGCCAACCUCGCGCCGCCGACUAAGGUCCGGGCCGCGCACCUCGGGCCGCGCGCGCGCCGGGAGGGGAGCGGGAGGCGGGGCGGUCUACGCGGUGCGGCGGAGCGGUGAGUGGCGCGGCCCCGCCGCGGCCAUGGAGGUCUACAUCCCGUCCUUUCGCCACGAGGACAGCGAUCUGGAGCGCGGCUACACGGUGUUUAAAAUAGAAGUGCUAAUGAACGGAAGAAAACAUUUUGUUGAGAAACGGUACAGCGAAUUCCAUGCCUUGCACAAAAAGGUUCUCUCUGUCCCUGUGUCUGUCUGUCUUGUGCUGAGGAAGCCCAAGACUUCUUACAUGCUAAGUCAGCACCCUACCACCGAGCUACAUCUCCUGCUCUUUAUCGGCUCAUUUUGAGAUGGUCUCUCUAUGCAGCCCAUUCUGACGUCAUAGUCAUGAUCCUCCUGCCUCAUGCUUUCAAGAAUGGGAUCCACGCUGGGAUCCCAGGCGUCCACCGUCACACCUGACCGCCCGUUGAGCUUUUGCCAUUUCUUCUGGAGCCGUGUUGUGUAUUUGAUUCUGUUUUCUUUUAGUUUUAAAGACCAAAGUGAGGAUGCCUCACACCACUCACAUUGAAUCAGGCUGUGUGUCACGGAACCUAGCAGUCUGCAUCCCAGGCGAGUUCCCCAGAGGAUGCGUGAUAGAAUUUGAAGUUCCUUCUGUGAGUUAUAGUUUUAAGGAUGCCACUCAGAUGCAGCCCUACACACACACACACACACACAGCCACAAGUCUUAGCUCGAGGUUCUGAAUCUUGAAAGUCCCUCUGACCUUUUUCUUACCUGAAUUUUCCAGAAUGCUGCUAAGUGCUGUCAACUUGUUCUGUUACGUUCCGGCAAUGCAUCCCACUUGGCGUUCCCUGCCAGCCCAGAGCAGUGUUACCUUACAUGAUGUCUCCUGCUCUUCAUCUUCUUACUUGUCUUCAGUUUGCCUUUGCCUGCAUUUCAAGGCCUUUCUCCCGCUCUCUCUGAUGUGGGCUUGAAUUGUCUUCAGUUGUGGACAGGGCUGCAUUCCUGUAGGAGAGCCCAUUUGCUGCCCUUGGUAGCUCCCAACAGCUGCCCACAUUCCUCACAGCCACCUGCCAUCUUCCAAGGUGGCAGUCACCUCCUUUGCUGCUUCUUCCUCCCUCAUGACAUCUACCGUCCUGUCCCUCUCUCUGACCUUCUCUUAGUUAGGGUUUUACUGCUGUAAACACACACCAUGACCAAGGCAGGUCUUAUAAGGACAGCAUUUCAUUGGAACUUGCUUAUAGGUUCAGAGGUUCAGUCCAUUAUCAUCAAGGCAGGAGCAUGGCAGCAUCCAGGCAGUCAUGGUGCAGAAGGAGCUGAGAGUUAUAUAUCAUCUGAAGGCAGCUAGGAGAAGACAGGGUCCCACGUGGUUAGGAGAAGGGUCUUAAAGCCAAGCCCACAGUGACACCCUUCCUCCAACAAGGCCACACCUCUAAAUAGUGCCAUUGCUUGGGCCAAGUAUAUUCAAACCACCAUAGGCCUUAAUAGUUCUCUGUCCCCUUUGAGGUUAACAUCAGGCCCAUCCCUGGAUAGCAGUCUUGUAUCAAGAUCCUUAAUUAAAACCUCCUCUGCAAAGCCCCUUUCUGUUGUGCAGAAAUACCACUCACAGGCACUGGGAACUAGAGAUUCUCAGAUGUCUUCGAAGGCAUCAUCAUCGUGUUCACUUCCAGCCAUCUACUGGCCAAUCCUUUCUCUAUUGUUCUCCUAAGGAGGGUUCAUGGUAGCCACACCCAAGCAUUACCUGUGCAGGUCCACACUUCCCUGUCUUUGCCAGGCUGAAUGCCCGUCCAUUUGCCAACUGAUAUGUUAGAAACAAAGCUGGACAUUCAAGUUCUUCAACGCCAGCUGCCUGUUUUCUACUCUUUAUAGAAACUCCUGUUCCAUUUACGUUACACAUUUCUGCCUAAACAAGUUAAGUUAUAUUCUAAUGCAAAGCUUAUAUCCUAUGUCGUCAGCUGGCUUUGAGCUUGCAGUGUUGUAUAUUCGAGGAUGUUGGAAAUCUCACGGUCUCCUACAGUUCUAGGUGUAUAUUGCUAUGUCUCCCCUACCCAGAGCCCCAACAUAUACACCAGGUCUUAUCCUUUGUAUUUUUUACAAGGUUAAUUAUCUGGUCUAUGGGAUAUUGGAGAGCACCAUAUAUGGUCUGGUUUAGGGGUUUUAUGUUAUUGGAACUUGACCCCAGGUCCCUCUAAUUCCAUUUCCUCUGUAGCUUCUACUGCGUUAGAAUGAGGUAGGGGAUGACAAAUUCCCCACCCAAAUCAAACAGGACUCUAUCCUGUUCUUUGCCCCCUGCAGCUACGGCACACGCUCUUGUGAUGGGUAAACCUUUAGGCAUGUGAAGGGCCCAGGCCAUGCCACAGUCACCCCUACCCUAGCCAUAUCAUUCGUCUCCUCCCACGGCCAUGCUUGCAAAGAGCUGUGCUCUCCUAGGCCCCAGAUCUCAUGGCUGACAAGAAGCUCUUACUCUUACUGCAGACUUUGAGCAUAUUUUACCCUUCAUGCCUCCCCAGCUGUUUUCUGUCAGUUCCAGCCCACCCCUUUAUUCACAACGUUUUCAGUGAAAUAUGGGGCUGGUUCAUGUUCAGAUUAACUAUCUUCAUCUUUUGUUAUUGCCUCCUUUGGGGUUGAGUCAAAUAUUAUAUUCUCUUCCAUUCCAUUUAAUGAAGUACACAUUUCAGCUGAACCAAAAACUGCAAUAUGGGAUCAAACAGAGAGAACAGCACCCGUGCGCCGUCCAUGAAGGAACCCCGAGAGAACCGGGGUGACUGUGUGUAUACGAGAAGGUUAUCUUUUGCCAUCCCAAUGCCUCUAUUUCUUUAGAUGAUUUCGUUUCCUUUUUUUUUUUUUUUAAAUUUUUAUCCUUGCUAAAAGCAUUUCUGGUUCUCUCUGUAGAAAAUUGUAAGCUUUUCUAUCCACAUCAUAUGCUAGUGGGUCUUGAUGGUCUGGAGUAAGUUCACAGCAAGUUCUAACUAUGAACAAGGAAAAGGAAUCAUCACACAAUGGAUACGAACACGUGCGUGCGUGCGUGCGUGCGUGCGUGUGUGUGUGUGUGUGUGUGUGUGUGUGUGUGAUCAGAAAGGCCCUUUUGCCUGGAUUUUGCCUAGCAGGACAGUUAAUCAUCAGAUGAAGUGGACAAGGGAUAUUUAUCUUGCAAGCAUCUGAUCCCCACUGGAAACAUACUGUCUUGGGUUUGUCUCUCAUCUAAAUUCCUGCUCACCUCCACAUGUGUCACAGAUGCAGUCUCUGCGAUGAUCUUCUCUCUCUGUUGCCUCCUGUGAACAAAAGGGGCGAUAUUUUCAGUGCUGUUACAUCAAGAUGCAAAGAAAAGAAAAGGAGAGGAGACCGAUGGUGGAGCUCUUGUGGGGAUCAAAGUCGGGUUGUAAAGCUUGCAUCGCCAGCUUGCUUCCACUUUUCCAACCCUUUGGAAACACUCCUGUGUGGUAGUUUCUUACCUCAUCCUCACUCCCUACCUGUCCCUCAGAGUUGGCCCUCCCAGUAUUCUAUUACAGCAUAAUAAAUCACCACAGACACAAACGCAUAACUUUCAAAGAACACUUGUUACAUAGAGUCUCCAUGGAUCUGAAGUCAGAGCUCUUCUUCGUUCUCACAGCUAUGCUUAAGUCUGUAUCUAUGCUCACUCAGGCAGACUUCUGCCUGCAUCUUUGGGAGUGAUGCUUUUUAUAACUGUUAGCUAGAGAUGGAUGGCUCUUGGCUGCUAGAGGUCACUUGAAGCCCUAGCCACUUCUUCAAAGUUAGCAGUGUUCCAGAGAGGUAGCCGUGGAAGUGACCACCCUACUGUAGUCACAGCUCCUGCCCACUCUCACAUGGAAAGUGUUAUGUAGAUUGUAAACACCAGGAAGCCAGUUUGUGCCUUCUCCCCACCAUAACCCCUUUGCUGUGUUGGGACUUGACUCUUAAUAUGAUUUGGCUCAGUUCUAUGUCUACAAACACUUUCUACACAGUGUUCAGACUCCUGGGUUUACAGAAUUCUGUAUAGUUUCUCACACAUUGUCUUCCCAUGGACACCUAGAGGCAUCUCUAGCUUAAACUCUCCAACCGCAGCAGUCGAUCUCUUUCUAUUAGGAGUGUCUAAGGAUGUACACAUAGAACCUUGGCUAGCUUUCUUGAACAAGUAAGAAAUUUAGUGUUGUCCUUAGGAAACCUAGAGGCCAUCAGCUCAAGGGAUGGAGCAAGACUCAGGGUCUGUUGUCAUAAAGCUGUAAUUUUACCUUUUCUUGAGCCUCAGUAUCUGUUAUAAAGCUGUGACUUUAAUUUUUCUGAUUACAGCUGCUGUCAUUCCAGGCAUUUCUUCACACUUCUGUGGGAAACAAACCCUACUGUCCUUCUGGCAAAACAGAAGUUCUUCUACCCAGUAGACUUACACUGUGUUUUAAUUAACAACUGUGUCACAUGACCACGGUGAUGAUAAGGGAACUUAGGAACUCAAGAAUUUUAGGUUUAACAUGUUGAACUCUGAAUGGCAUUUUCCCCUAUCCAAGGGGAUUAAAUUUAGCUAGCAGUUCUUAUAGAUGCAAGGCAGAGGUGGCAGUAGCAAAUGGGAUUUUGUUGUUCCUGCAUGGAGGUGAUCAGACCUCUGUUACUUUACCAUUCCCAAACCCUCCAGCUGGUGCCUCAUGGUCAAGGGUGUUUGCUCUGGCUCCAUCCACUGCAUUGGUCAUUGAUGUAAGAAGAGCGGAAGAAUGGAAGGAAGGAGCUGGCCCCUCCCUUCCUGGCCUCUGAGAUCCCCUUUCUUCGAACCUCCCUACCAGCAGGAUGGAAUUACAUGUAGCUGUGGGUGCAGGUAGGGAAAGUGUUUCUUCAUUCACCCAAAACCAGGAGUUGAAUCCUGUAGCACUCAGGAACUGUUGAUUUGGGGAAUAACGAAGCGAUUGGGCAUUGUGAUGGCUAUUCAUGAUCAACUUGAUUACAUCUGGAAUUCACUAAUACCCAAUCGGCUGAGUACACUUAUGAGGGCUUUUUUUUUCUUUUUUAAGUUAAGUCAUUUGAAAGUCAGAAGACCCACCUUUAAUCUGGAUUUUUUGAAGUAGAUAGUUUAGUCUUAAAUCUGGGCCACACCUUUUUGAUGGCAGCCUAUAAAGGACAUAGAAGAAGGUACAGCUCGCUCUUUGCUUGCCCUCACUCUCCAUGGCAAGUCCGUUCCUUCCCUGACAUUAGAACCUACUUCUUUGGGAUCCCAGGGCAUACUGAAGACCAGUUGAGACAUCCAGCCCCAUGAGCUGAACAACGGAUGGAUGCUUGGACUUUCUAUUGAUGGGCAGCGGUUGUUGGAUUAGCCGGACCACAGCCAUAUUUGUUCUGUCAGUUCUGUUCCUCUAGAGAACUCUUUCUAAAACAGCCACUGAGAUCAAAUGUGACAUUAUGACACUGUUCAUUAAACGACAGGCAGUUUAUCAAAACGGCUACCAGAGGAGGUCCAAACCUGAGUGUCUGCUCUAGAGCCAUGGUGACCAAAUAUACUUGCACACCCACAGUUCCACUGUCAGCACCCACAGUCAAGACCAUGCUCUCUGGUCUGGGUUUUCUUAGGCACUUUGUCUUACACGCGUUCUCACGACCGGCCAGGAAGAACACAACAAACCAGAAUCUUCUGCGGCAAAACUUUAUUGCUUACAUCUUCAGGAGCAAGAGUGCAAGCCUCAAACCCCUUGCUUACAUCUUUAGGAGCCAGAGCGCCAGAGCGCCAGAGCGCGCUCUAUUGUUUACAUCUUUAGGAGCAAGAGAGCCAGAGCGCCAGAGCGCCAGAGCGCAGAGCAAGCCCCAAGCCCCAAGCCCCAAGCCCAAAAACGAAAGCGAAACCCCGUCCCUAUUUAGGAGAGUUACCCUUCGCCUAGGACGUAUCACUCCCCGAUUGGCUGCAGCCCAUGGCCGAGUUGUUGCCACGGGGAAGGCAGAGUACAUGGGGUGGAGAAAUACCCUUGGCACAUGCGCAGAUUAUUUGUUUACCACUUAGAACACAGCUGUCAGCGCCAUCUUGUGACGGCGAAUGUGGGGGCGGCUUCCCACAACUUUGAACUGGUCUGUCAGCUCCACCUGUCUCAUUACACCCAGCAUGUUUCAUCUUGUUGAAAUCAUCAAUAUACCUCUCAUUUCAAAUAAUAUCUAAAUUCCUGUUGUGGCCUCCAAGGCACUAAAGUAUCCGGUGCACUGAGAGUCCACCUCUUCUUGCUGACUUUGAGCAUCAAAGGCCCGACCUUCCCUUUCUAUUACUGUGUCUGCCUGUCUUAGCGUUUCUUUCUUUUCUUUUCUUCUCUUUCCUUUCCUUUUCUUUUUUUAGAUAUU